CGAAACCGAAAGUAAGAGAUUGGACCGAGCAGCAGCAGACGCAUUGCAGGGACUUUCCCAAAAGUCACAAUAAAACCCUGCUGGUUCGGACUGGUUCCGAGGACAGUUAGAGUCCAAAGGUGGAGGAAAACGUUGUAACCCGAACAGCGAAAUCAGAAAUGGCUGAAAGGAAAGAGAGACGUCAAAAGAGGCGACGGUCGGAGUCGACUGACUCCCUCAACGAGUCGCCACACAGUUCACAGAUAAGAACUGAAUCUCCAGUUGCCAGCAUUGUGUCGCUGAAGAGCGAUUCAUCCAAGUUCGAUCCACCGUUUUUCAGUCCUGAACCAGCUUCAAGUUCACAGUUGAGAAAAAUCAGGCCUUCAACUCCUAAGAAUGUGUCCCUGAGGAGCGAUAGGUCCAGGGGUGAAAUGCCUUAUUUUGCUCUCGAAACGCCUCCAAGUGAACCACUGCAGUGUUUACAGUGCAACAAGGUUUCAGCAGACCAAGUCCAAAUGUAUUGUGGAUGCCGGUUUUGCAGAGACUGUGCUGUCUCAGAAUCUCAGUCUCCUUCAACAGUGGAUACAUGUUGUCCAAAAUGUGGAAAGAAACCCAAAAGAACAGAUGGAGAGGAAGACAUUUUAAAAGUGAAGAAGAAACUUCAAAAAGCAAUGCAAAAUAAAUUUUCAGUCACAGGUGAAGGUAAUGGUGACCAAAAAAUUUCACUGAAAAGUAUUUACACUGUUCUCUACAUCACCAUUGGUGAGAAUAAAGAACUUUCUGAAGAACAUGAGUUUGGACACCUAAAAGGCCGACUUCAAAUGCAGCCAUCAUUGGGUUCCUCAGUGAACCUCACUGAUAUCUUUAAACCUUUGACGGACCAGGAGAAACCCAACAGAACAGUCAUAACUAUGGGAAUUGCAGGCAUUGGAAAAUCUUUUUCUGUUCAGAAGUUCAUUCUUGACUGGGCUGAAGAAAAAGCAAACAAAGACGUUGAUUUUGUUUUCUGUCUUUCAUUCCGAGAGUUGCAUCUGGUUACAAGAAAGAAAAGCCUCAAUGAGUUGCUGAUAGAGUUUCAUCCAGCGCUCAAACCUCUGAAAGAUUCCUUGGCAUUCGCCAACGCGAAGAUAAUAGUUAUCCUUGAUGGUUUGGAUGAAAGCAGACAUUCACUGGACUUCGAGGGCAUGAAGACAGUGUCAUCUCUAAGGGAUGCAACAUCUGUAGGUAACCUACUCGUAAACCUCAUCAAAGGUAACCUUCUUCCUAAUGCGAACAUCUGGAUAACGUCCCGUCCUGCAGCAGCCAGUCAGAUCCCUGCAGAGCACAUCAACAUGGUGACAGAGAUAAGAGGCUUCACAGAUCCUCAGAAAGAGGAAUAUUUCAAAAGGAGAUUCAGCGAUGAUCCGAAUCUUGCUGAGAGAAUAACUUCACAUAUCCGGUCUUCACAAAGUCUUGACAUCAUGUGCCAGAUUCCGAUCUUCUGUUGGAUUUCUGCUGUUUUAUUCCAGGAGGUCUUUGGUGGAGAGCCAGACACUGAAAUCCCUCAGACUCUGACAGAGAUGAUGGCACAGUUUGUUUUUGUUCAAACAAAACGCAGAAGCAGAAAAUAUGAAACAAAGAAUCCACACAAAGGAAAGCUUCUACAGACACACAAAGAGUUUCUCCUGAAACUUGGGAAGCUGGCAUUUAACCAGCUUCUGGAAAAUAAUUUAAUCUUUUAUGAGGAAGACCUGAGAGAGAGCGAUAUCAACACUCAAGAAGCUUCUAUCUACACUGAGUUUUGCAACACAGUUCUUAGAGAAGAAGAAAUCUUCUACCAGAGAAAAAUUCACUUCUUUGUUCAUCUGACUCUCCAAGAGUUCUUUGCAGCUCUCUUUGUCUAUGAGUGUUUUGUAACCAAGCAAACCAAACAGCUUGGGAACUUUCUUGAUUUGGAGGACAAAGACCAUGCUUCAGUUGAUCUUGCAAAGAAGACAGUUGAAAAAGUCCUGCAGAAGAAGAAUGGUCAUUUAGAUUUUUUCUUGCGAUUCCUCCUUGGUCUCAUGGUUGAACCCAACCGAAGAGCCCUUCAGGGCAUGUUGACAUCUGUGGACCCAAACGACGAUACAGACAAGAAAGUCUUGACUUACCUGCGAUCAAUCCGAGGAAAGAACUUGCCUCCAGAUGGCUGCAUCAACAUUUUCCAGACCAUGGUUGAGAUGAGAGAUAACAAAGUCAAAGAUGAGAUCCAAGAAUAUCUUAAAAUGGGUGACUUAAAAGAGCUGACUCCCCUACACUGCUCAGCCCUGGCCUACAUGCUGCAAGUGUCCAAGAAUGAACUCGAGGAGUUGGAUUUAAAGAGUUACAACACAACAGAUGAAGGCAGGAGGAGGCUCAUUCCAGCAGUGAGAAGCAGUAAAAAGGCAGUGUUAAAAGACUGUAAAGUGACUGGAGAGUGGAUUAAACAUCUGGUCUUUGGUCUAAAGUUCCCAUUUUCACCACUGCAAGAUCUGGACCUGAGCAACAACGACCUGAAGGAUUCAGGUGUGGAGACGCUGUGUGACGGUCUGUCCAGUCCUGGCUGCAAACUCAAAGUAUUGAGGUUGUCUGGUUGCCUCAUCACAGAGAGAGGUUGUGAACAUCUGGUCUCAGCGCUGAGGUCCAACCCGUCCCACCUGGUUGAACUGGACCUGAGCUACAACAAUCCAGGAGAAACAGGAAUUAAGAUGAUUAGAGAGCAACUUAAGCUCAAGAAACUGCAUUCUGAUCAUUCUGGACCCCAUCGGAUGAAACCAGGAUUUAAGAAGUAUGCCUGCACAGUCACCCUGGACUCCAGCACUGCACACAGGAAGCUGCUUCUCUCUGAGGGGAACAGAAAAGUGAGCUGGGUGGAGAACGAGCAGCUUUAUCCUGACCAAGCAGAAAGGUUUGAUCAGCGCCUGCAGGUUCUGUGUCAACAGGGCCUGAAGGAGCGCUGCUACUUUGAGUUGGAGCUGGUGAAGCCCUGCACCGUUGGCUUAACGUACAGGAGCAUCGGCAGAAAGGGAGAUGGAGACGCCUGCAAGUUGGGGAUGAACGAUAAAUCCUGGUGCAAUAUUUGCUCAGAGGAAGGUUUCUACUUUCAGCACAACAAUAGCAGCGUUUUUGUCUCCUCUUUGCGCUGCUCUCGUGUCGGAGUGUAUCUGGAUUGGGAAGCUGGCAGCAUCUCUUUCUACAAAGUUUCUCAUGACAACCUCACCCGUCUCCACACCUACAAAGAUUUAACUUUCACAGAGCCUCUCUAUCCGGCUGUUGAGCUCUUUCCUCACUCUUCUGCCUUGUUUUGUCAGAUAAAAUGAGGUGUAUAUUGGAGCCAAAUAUGUGUAUUUUUGGUUUUGGGUUUAAUCUGAUUGGAACAAAUCUGGACAAAAGCUGCUUGCAGGAUGUUUUUAUUGAUUAAAAUGACUAAAUGGGAAAUUUUCCAGUAAAACUCUGUUUUACUUUAAACCUUUUUUGACUCUCAUCCUGUCUGAGGUUUUGAUUGUUUGAUUAAACAAAAUAAUAUUGUGAUUGUUUUUUAGAACAGUAUUCAGUAAAUCAGAACUUUAUUCUCUUUGUGAGUUUUAUAAAUAUUUAAAUCGUUCUGGUAGAUGGUGAAUCUAAUUAGUUUGAUGUUAGAUUCAGUGUUGACUUCUGAAAAGUAUCUGCAAUGUUUAUUCUUGCAACUUUAUACAAGAAGUUAAUUUGUAUUAAUUUGUCUUUAUGCUAUUCUUUAUACUUUAUAAAUGCACAGUCACUAAAUGUAGUUGGCCUGUUAUCAGCUGACAUAAUUAACAUUUCCCCGAAACCAUAUAACAAAAAACAAAACAAACAAAAAAAAAGUUAACUAAAUAAAUGCAAUAAAAACAUAAAAAUAAAAUUUCUUCCUCUGAAUCACGGUGUUUAUUUAACUAUAUAACUUUAUAACUAUGUAAUAAAAUGUUAGCUAACUGCUGUUUAUUAGAUUUUGGUAUAAAAAUCUGUUUUCUGUGUGUUAAAAGUUACAAUCGCAGAAUGUUUUCUGUGAGCUGCAUGUUUUAAAAUCUGUAAAUGUUUUUGAAUUAACUGGUUAUGUGUAAGUACGGCGGCCCCCGAGGGACACAGAGGACGUUUCAUUUUUUUAUUGCUUUCCCUCGCAGUAAUAACGUGUUUAGUUAUUUGAAAUGUAUCUCAUUUAUGAAAUAUAUGAAAUUUUGCAUAUUUUCCUUUAGGACACAAAAGCAGCACAAAUUAAUGUGCAAAAUGCCAGAAGCAAAACAGAACCUGGAUUUUCCUCCAAUGUUCUAAAAUAUUAACUUUAUGUAAGAAAGAAAGAAGAGACACAGAAACGAUUUUGUGUUAUUUUUACAGUGUAAAUCAUUCAUCUGGUGACAGUUUUGUUUCUUGAGUUUUAUUAGUUCAUUAAUAAAGAUCCAUAUCCUGCUAUUUAUUUUUUGACCAAAAGAUAUUAAACAAAUAUUAACUGAUCCAUUUUUAAACCAUGGUUUGCACCAAAAAUAAUAAAUGCAUUUUCACUGAGGAUCUUGAAAACAGUUCAAGCUGUUUUGAACCGUCACUGUUUGCAAAACAGUCCAGGGUUUAUUUGCAAAGUUCAUGUGAAGGAAAGCAAGAAAAACAAUCCUGUGUCCUCAGGGAGUUUAAUAUGCAAAACAUUUGAUAAAACAGGUUAAUUAUUCUGAGACAGGAUUUUUUUUAAAGUAUUCCAACUGAAAUGUUAUUCAUGAACAACUUUUAAAAUAAAAGUCUUUUCAACA
Gambusia affinis (western mosquitofish) is the source of this 4730-nucleotide messenger RNA. Its product is annotated as NACHT, LRR and PYD domains-containing protein 3-like. The coding region runs from base 159 to 3296 and encodes 1045 amino acids. Gene Ontology annotation, molecular function: protein binding. Lineage: Eukaryota; Metazoa; Chordata; Actinopteri; Cyprinodontiformes; Poeciliidae. The record is from RefSeq and is a predicted model, not a curated record. The transcript is spliced from 10 exons.